Oikopleura dioica is the source of this 231-nucleotide messenger RNA. The record is from the annotation of a GenBank genome assembly. Lineage: Eukaryota; Metazoa; Chordata; Appendicularia; Copelata; Oikopleuridae.
AUGGCGCUUUCUCCAUACAACUCUCCAAUCGACCCAUCGUUGUAUUCCACCCUUGCGUUUUUUCUGAUGAUCGCUGGACUCGGAUCUUCGGCUUACUUUUUUGUCGAGCAAGUGACAAAGUCCAAAAACGUCCGCUCUCUAUCAAAGGAUUUUUCCCUCGCGCUCGUUUCUGCCAUCUUCAUGGGUCUUGGAAUGAUGUUCACCAUGCUCACUGUUGGCAUCUAUGUCUAG